Messenger RNA from Blepharisma stoltei, 3195 nucleotides. The record is from the annotation of a GenBank genome assembly. NCBI's taxonomy places the organism in Eukaryota, Ciliophora, Heterotrichea, Heterotrichida, Blepharismidae.
AUGGACCAAAUAAGUGGAGACAUAAAGGUCAUUUCUCUAGGACACAAACAAGAAAUCCUAAAAAAGAAAACAAUUAAACAAAAAUUAGAAUCCCCAACCAAUGGUGCUCCCUGUAAAGAUUCUGAAAAAACUGAUACCCAAUCAAAUUUUGAAUUAAGCCAAGACAAUUCUCAAAAACCAUUCUAUGAAUAUCCAAGUGAAAAUGAAAAGAUAAAUGAGCUUGACCAAAGCAAUGACCGCACAAAAUGGUUUCAAGUAGUAUAUGAGAUAGAAGAAGUCAGUUCAAAUAUCAGGCAAGAAGCAAUUGCUGAAGAAAUAAAAACCGAACUUGAAAAAGGCUCAAAAAGCGACAUUAAUCGAUAUUAUGAGCUUGCUGGAAAGCCUCUGCCUGAAUAUACAUCGAAGAAAAUCAAUUGAAAUAAUGAUAGCAAUUUAAUAAAAUUUGACAGUCUUUUCGAAAGUGGAAAUCUUCAAAAAGCAAUUCGAGUAGAUGAGCGUGAAUAUGUGCUUUUUAUUCGGCCAGACACAAGAGCACAAAGCUACAAGCACUGGUUUUACUUUUUAUGUAAAAACCAAAACCCAGUGACAGCUAGAUUUCACAUUAUAAAUUUUGUGAAAUUUGACAAAUUAUGCUCUGAGGGUAUGAAGCCUGUCAUACUGUCAACAAAAGCUUUAUUGGAAAAAGGAAAAACCUGGAGAAGAAAAAGCUGGGAAACUAGUUUUACGGAGACCAAGGAGUUCAAGCAUCUUUUAUAUGGAGAAGACAGAGAUAUAGAAUGCUACACCUAUUCUUUUACCUACCAUUUUACCUAUGAAAAAGAUACUGUAAAGUUUGCAUACUCUUAUCCAUACACCUAUGCUGAUUUGUCCAAUCUUUUAAGUGGACUUACGUUAAAUUAAUUAAGGGCUUAAUGCAUCUUACGCCACAUGCCGAUAAAUAAUAGGGCUUGAGCCAAAAGCUAGUGCUGUCGCAGGCAUUUCUGGUCAAAAUGGGCAGACAUCCUAAAUCUUGCUGUCUCCACUCUAGCCAACGUUUCUCACCAAGCGCAUUUCCAUUUGCUCUGAACUCAGCUGCUGAGCAGUUAAAUCCUUGCCUUCAAUUAUCUCUUAUUAGCCUCAAGGCUGUUCAUCCCUCUCUGUUAGUACUUGAUGCUGCUGGAUAAGUAUAGAAGUUUCCUAUGUUUGGCGCUGUAAGGCCGAUAAAUUCUGAUCGGAUUUUUAUCGGUAGGUUGCACCAAAUCAAUGCCUUGGUCGGACCAAAAAGCGAUUUUGUCCGACGAACUUGGAAAGCUCCUGGGAAAAUGUCUGCGCUUUUAGCGCUAUAUAGAGGAAACCUCUAUAUCUCUAGGAAAACUGAACCUCGUAUAAUAAAUGAGCCCAGGAGAAAACUUUAAUAAUUGAAGUUUCGCACACAUCACAGUUUUAAGUGGAAUUACAAAAAAAAGCCCAAAAAUUGCUAGGGUCGAAAAAUUAGCAGACACACUUGGUGGCCAUUCUUGUGAUAUGAUAACAAUAACUAAUAGAGUUGGAACUUUUGAUUUAAAUAAGAAAAAAAGGAAAGAAGAUGAACAUUCCAGUAAAAAAGGAGUUGUAAUCACUGCAAGAGUUCAUCCAGGAGAAAGUCCUUCAUCUUUCAUUAUGCAAGGAUUAAUAAAGUUUCUGGUUGGGAGCUCAAAAGAUGCCAAAAUAUUAAGAAAAGAGUUCAUUUUCUGCAUCGUCCCCAUGCUAAAUCCUGAUGGAGUGGUUCAUGGGAACACUAGAUGUUCUCUUCUCGGAGUUGAUUUAAAUAGGAGAUGGAUAAAGCCCAAUAAAAUUUUGCAUCCAACCAUUUAUCAUACAAAAGAAUUAAUUGUGAAAUUAAAAGAAUUGAACGAUGUUGUCAUGUAUUGUGAUCUGCAUGCUCACGCAAAGAAAAGGAAUGUGUUUAUGUAUGGAUGCUGCCCUGGGUCAAAAACUGAUAAAAUGAAAAAAUUAUUGUCUAUGGUUACACCAGUUUACAUGGCUAAAAAUAAUGCAAAGUUUUCUUAUAAAAAUACUCAUUAUCGGCUGGAAAAACAAAAAGAGGCAACUGCGAGAAUUGUCUUGUUUAGACAAUUAGGAAUAGUAAAUAGCUAUACUAUGGAAUGCAGCUUUUUUGGGCCUGAGGAAGCGGGAAAUCCUUAUUUUUCUCUUGAAGACUUAAGUAAAAUUGGAAAAGACCUUGCAAGGAGCUGCUUGAUGUUUGUAAAUAACUCAACCUUGCACAGACACUUACAUUUGACAGCGGAAUGGCUGAAUGAAUAUAAAGGAUCAUCUAAAAAAGAUAAACAUUCAGAAGAAACUACAAUAGAUAAAGACUUAGAAUUUAAAGACAGUCCAUCCAAUGCAAGAAAUGAGGACAAUAUUUUAAUUCAAGCUAUUGAAAACGAAAUAGAAGAAGAAAUUAUUUAUGCUAAUAGGCAAGAUCAAAUUGAUAUAAAACAAAUUGAGGAUACUCUUUACAGUGAAAGCAAUCGAUAUGCAUUUACAGCGAAUUUUCAAAAUAAACUGAGCGACAACUGCAAAGCAUCUGAGCCUCUUGCCAGAAGUAUGAGUAAAGAAAAGCGGUCUACACAAAUUUGUCAUACAAAAUUCAUAUAGAAAUUUCCCAUAGAUGGCGCUGUUUGCCCUUGAUUUGCCCAUGAGGAAAAUUUUUUGGUUUGAUCAAACCAUAUGGUUCUGAUCGAACCAAAAAAAUUCCCCAGAGGGCAAAUCAAGGGUAAACAGCGCCAUCUAUGGAAAAUUUCUAUAUCAUUUACUCCAAACAUAAUUGCUCGCUCAAAAACACAAAAUUUUGGAAAAAAUCAGGCUGUUAAUGCAAGUAGAAAAGUAAGUCUAGAGUCAAUUAGUAGAAAAUCAAGUCUCCAAACAGAAACAAUUUUUAAAGCCAUAUCUCAUACCAAUGUACAAAAUGUUGUUUCUCCUUUAAAAGGGAAAAAAUUAGGGUUUGAGCUGAGUCCCAUUGCAGAAAAUAAGCUAAAGCAUCCAAUAUCAAACUUUGAUUAUAAAAGUGAUGCAAAAGCUUGCAUUUUGCAUAAAGGUUUGCAGUGUGGCAAUCCUAUAUUCUCUAAAAACUAUUUAGAAUGCUUGACUACUCAUAGCAGAAAUAAUUCAGAUAACCGAAGUCGGUCAAUGAAGGAUCUGUCCAAGUUUUUAAUUACAAGUAAGUUGCAAUAA